AUGCUAGGNCUCUCACCCAACCAAAUUCAAAAGCUUCUCAACCAAUACCUUGUCGCUGACUACGAACAACCCAUCAACGGCGAAAUCAUGAAGGCCGUUGCUUCCCGUGUCACCGAUCCCAAGACCGACGUCCUCCUUCUACCCGCCGUUGACAUGGACGACAGCGGCCCCUACGAAAUCGCCGAGCCCCGUGUCAUUACAGCACUCGAGACAUACACACCCUCAUGGCUGCAGACACCGCGACUAAAGCGACUAGCAGAGAUUGUGUCCGCUCAAGCGGUCAUGCAACAACAGCUUGACGCUGGCGGCGCCAUGGCCAAGGAAGCAUACGAAGGAGGCGAGGAUGGCGAAGGAGGUGAUAUGGGUGAUUGGAGUCAAUUGAACGGGCAAAACGGACUUCACCAACAUCAUAGCAACGAGCAAGAAGCUGGGAUCUAG
Molecule: messenger RNA, 438 nt
Organism: Aureobasidium musti
Lineage: Eukaryota; Fungi; Ascomycota; Dothideomycetes; Dothideales; Saccotheciaceae
Source: the annotation of a GenBank genome assembly